CUUAUUACUCCACCUGAUCCGCCAUGCCCCAAAACGAGCAUAUUGAGGAGCACAUCAAGCGUCAUGGUCGACGUCUCGAUUAUGAGGAGCGAAAGCGUAAGAGAGAAGCUCGUCAAGCACACAAGUCAUCACAGUUUGCUCAAAAGGUGCAUGGUCUACGAGCGAAAUUACACAACAAGAAACGUCAUGCGGAGAAGAUCCAAAUGAAGAAGACUAUUAAACAACACGAGGAAAAGAAUGCCAAACAAAAGUCGGCCGAUGCUAUUCCCGAUGGUGCUGUUCCCGCUUACUUGUUGGAUCGUGAAGGUCAAGAUCGUGCCAAGGUGCUGAGCAACAUGGUGAAGCAGAAGCGAAAGGAAAAGGCCGGAAAAUGGUCUGUACCCUUGCCUGCUGUGCGCGGUAUGGCUGAGGAUGAAAUGUUCAAGGUGGUCAAGAGUGGCAAGAGCAAGACCAAGUCAUGGAAGCGUAUGGUUACAAAGGCCACCUUUGUCGGUGAAGGAUUUACUCGCAAGCCUCCGAAAUACGAACGUUUCAUUCGACCUAUGGGUCUUCGUUACAAGAAAGCCCACGUGACACAUCCCGAACUCAAAGCCACUUUCCAUUUGCCUAUCAUUGGUGUAAAGAAGAACCCGCAAUCACCGCUAUAUACGCAGUUGGGUGUUAUCACCAAGGGUACCGUGUUGGAAGUCAAUGUGUCUGAAUUGGGUUUGGUGACCACCAACGGUAAGGUCGUUUGGGGUAAAUAUGCGCAAGUGACAAACAAUCCCGAGAACGACGGUUGUAUCAAUGCUGUGCUUCUUGUCUAAAUUCCAAACACUCUAUACACGCCUAUACACAUCUUCCAUGGAAUCAACUUUUUUUUUUCAUCUUUUUGUAUACUCUCUUGUUUCCACCCUUUCUUUUUUUUUGUUUUUUUAACUUCUGCAUCAUAACACGUUUUUCAACCAUUCCGAUUGCUACAUUUCACUUGUCUGUUUCUUCUUCAGUUCUUCUUUCCUUAUUAUGCUCGCUUGUUCUCGAUAGUUCCUCCCUUUUUCGCUUGUUCUUUUCCGGUGAUCUGUUCCCUUUUUUUUGGUGCAGAUCAUUAAUAAAUAAGUUAUUUAUGGUAUCUGUAUCAACCA
Molecule: messenger RNA, 1121 nt
Organism: Radiomyces spectabilis
Lineage: Eukaryota; Fungi; Mucoromycota; Mucoromycetes; Mucorales; Radiomycetaceae
Product: 30S ribosomal protein S8e
Exons: 3
Coding region: 24-806 (260 amino acids)
Biological process (GO): maturation of 5.8S rRNA; maturation of LSU-rRNA
Cellular component (GO): preribosome, large subunit precursor; nucleolus
Source: RefSeq, a predicted model, not a curated record